Molecule: messenger RNA, 1440 nt
Organism: Eublepharis macularius
Lineage: Eukaryota; Metazoa; Chordata; Lepidosauria; Squamata; Eublepharidae
Product: granulocyte-macrophage colony-stimulating factor receptor subunit alpha-like
Exons: 13
Coding region: 87-1337 (416 amino acids)
Biological process (GO): cytokine-mediated signaling pathway
Cellular component (GO): membrane; external side of plasma membrane
Molecular function (GO): cytokine receptor activity; protein binding
Source: RefSeq, a predicted model, not a curated record
UGCUGCUUCCUUUAAACACUGUAGAUCUUCAUUAGUCCUGACAGGAGAAGGAGGGAUUAUUCUUUUUACUUAUAAAGAACAACAGAAUGGUAACCUCUUUUGGAUCUGCUGCUGUGAUCUGUCUUAUAUUUUUAUACCCUAUAUUUUAUGCCACCUUACUAAAUGUAAAAGGAGCAGAACAAGGGUAUACGGAGGAGAACAAGCAGAAACUCUACCGUUGCACUUUGGAUACGCCGGUGAAGAAGCCAUCUUUAAACUUGAAGGUAGAUCUGGAAAAUAUGGAGAUGACUUGGGACUCUAAUAUCACAGUGACUUUGUGUUCUGUUGACACUUUUCCCAACAACUGUAAAUAUGCCACACCAAGUAAAAACAAGUGCCAUUUUGAAAGUGUGCGGCUUCAUAAAGGGGCAACAUUCAUAGCUAAAAUGAAAUAUAUGAAUCAAUCUCUUCAAGAAAGCAUCUACUUUCCCCCUGAAGAAAUGGAUGGAACAGCAGCUGAAAAUUUCUCUUGUGUACUUUCCAAUGUUUCUUUUCUAAGCUGCACUUGGAAUGCUGGCAGAAAUGCUCCAGAAGAUGUACAGUAUUUUCUUUACCAGAAAUACAGUAAGAACCAUGGGGAACAAAAGACAGAGUGUCCACAUUACAUAAAGAAUGCCUUUGGAAGACAUAUUGCAUGCCACAUUCCAAAAAUAUCUAUAGAUCAAGUUAACAACAUUUACUACUUCAAAGUGAAUGGCUCAAGCAACAAAUCACAGAUUCGGUAUUAUGAUGAACGUCUCACACUAUGCAGCCAUGAAAAGCUUGGCGCUCCACAAAAUAUCAUUACAAAUUGCUCUGAGCCACUAUUGAAGUGCAGAAUACAGUGGACACCUCCUCAGAACAAUUAUAAUUGUGGCAUCCCUAGCUAUGAAAUAAAGGAUGAAACUGAAAAUACCACUUACUAUGAAUCUAGCAAUUAUAAAGACAUCACUGUGAAAGAAAAGCAUAUCUUGCAGAUCCGUAUGCGUAAAACAGUGAAUGUUCCACGGACACAUUUGUAUGGUGACUGGAGUGAACAAAUUAUAUUAGAUCUCCCACCCAAACCAAUUCCACCAUCAAUAAUUACUUUGAUAUGUGUGGCACUUGGAACCAUCCUACUGAUCUUGAGCCUGGUUUUUGUCUGUAAAAGAUACCAUAUAUGGCAUAAACUAACAAAUCCAGUUCCACAACCAAAAAACCUUUUUCAGCAAUAUAGCAAGAAUACAGAGAAAGAAUGGGUAGAUUCGCUACCAGCAGCACAUGAGCCUGAUGAAAAAAUAACUUUCAUUGAAGAAGUUACUGACAGCUUUAAAAAAUAAAGACAGUUCUUCAGACAACACCUUAUGGACCUGAGUAAUUUGAAGAAAUGCUUUUUCCAUCUCUACUCCAGCUUCUUGAAGGCUCAGGAAGAGGCCUCUGUCA